Messenger RNA from Equus quagga, 1498 nucleotides. RefSeq names its product growth/differentiation factor 8. The transcript has 3 exons. Lineage: Eukaryota; Metazoa; Chordata; Mammalia; Perissodactyla; Equidae. Gene Ontology annotation, biological process: SMAD protein signal transduction. Gene Ontology annotation, molecular function: growth factor activity; cytokine activity. The coding region runs from base 112 to 1239 and encodes 375 amino acids. Gene Ontology annotation, cellular component: extracellular region. The record is from RefSeq and is a predicted model, not a curated record.
GUCUCUCAGACUGUACAGGCAUUAAAAUUUUGCUUGGCAUUGCUCAAAAGCAAAAGAAAAGUAAAAGGAAGAAAUAAGAGCAAGGAAAAAGAUUGAACUGAUUUUAAAAUCAUGCAAAAACUGCAAAUCUAUGUUUAUAUUUACCUGUUUGUGCUGAUUCUUGCUGGUCCAGUGGAUCUAAAUGAGAACAGCGAGCAAAAAGAAAAUGUGGAAAAAGAGGGGCUGUGCAAUGCAUGUACUUGGAGACAAAACACUAAAUCUUCAAGAAUAGAAGCCAUAAAAAUUCAAAUCCUCAGUAAACUGCGCCUGGAAACAGCUCCUAACAUCAGCAAAGAUGCUAUUAGACAACUUUUGCCCAAAGCUCCUCCACUCCGGGAACUGAUUGAUCAGUACGAUGUCCAGAGAGAUGACAGCAGUGAUGGCUCUUUGGAAGAUGAUGAUUACCACGCGACGACGGAAACAAUCAUUACCAUGCCUACAGAGUCUGAUCUUCUAAUGCAAGUGGAAGGAAAACCCAAAUGUUGCUUCUUUAAAUUUAGCUCUAAAAUACAAUACAAUAAAGUAGUAAAGGCCCAACUGUGGAUAUAUCUGAGACCCGUCAAGACUCCUACAACAGUGUUUGUGCAAAUCCUGAGACUCAUCAAACCCAUGAAAGACGGUACAAGGUAUACUGGAAUCCGAUCUCUGAAACUUGACAUGAACCCAGGCACUGGUAUUUGGCAGAGCAUUGAUGUGAAGACAGUGUUGCAAAAUUGGCUCAAACAGCCUGAAUCCAACUUAGGCAUUGAAAUCAAAGCUUUAGAUGAGAAUGGUCAUGAUCUUGCUGUAACCUUCCCAAGACCAGGAGAAGAUGGGCUGAAUCCAUUUUUAGAAGUUAAGGUAACAGACACACCAAAACGAUCCAGAAGAGAUUUUGGACUUGACUGUGAUGAGCACUCCACAGAAUCUCGAUGCUGUCGUUACCCUCUAACUGUGGAUUUUGAAGCUUUUGGAUGGGAUUGGAUUAUUGCACCCAAAAGAUAUAAGGCCAAUUACUGCUCUGGAGAGUGUGAAUUUGUAUUUUUACAAAAAUAUCCUCACACUCAUCUUGUACACCAAGCAAACCCCAGAGGUUCAGCAGGCCCCUGCUGUACUCCCACAAAGAUGUCUCCAAUUAAUAUGCUAUAUUUUAAUGGCAAAGAACAAAUAAUAUAUGGGAAAAUUCCAGCCAUGGUAGUAGAUCGCUGUGGGUGCUCAUGAGAUUUACAUUUGGUUCAUAACUUCCUAAAACAUGGAAGGCCUUCCCCUCACAAUUUUGAAACUGUGAAAUUAUGUACCACAGGCUAUAAGCCUAGAGUAUGCUACAGUCACUUAAGCACAAGCUACAGUAUAUGAACUAAAAGACAGAAUAUAUGCAACGGUUGGCAUUUAACCAUCAAAAUAAAUCAUACAAUAAAAAGGUUUAUGAUUUCCAGAGUUUUUGAACUAGGAGAUCAAAUUACAUUUAUGUUCAUAUAUA